Molecule: messenger RNA, 1613 nt
Organism: Cricetulus griseus (Chinese hamster)
Lineage: Eukaryota; Metazoa; Chordata; Mammalia; Rodentia; Cricetidae
Source: RefSeq, a predicted model, not a curated record
GAGCUGAAUAUGAUGUAAUGUAUUUUCCUGCUAGGCAGACAACAAGGAAUUCUUCAGACUUGGAAGAGUCAGCUGAUGGAAUGAUUUUAGCACCUGAAGAUCUGAGUUACCAAAUAUACGAUGUUUCAGGAGAAAGCAGCUCAACAAUUUCUACAGAAGAUUUAAAAGAUUGUCUGAAAAAACAAUUAGAGUUCUGUUUCUCCCGAGAAAAUUUAUCAAAGGAUCUUUACUUGACAUCUCAAAUGGAUGGUAAUCAGUUCAUUCCAAUAUCGACAGUUGCCAACCUGGAGGAAAUAAAAAAACUGACCACAGAUCAAGAUUUAAUUCUUGAAGUGCUGAGAUCUUCUCCUCUAGUACAAGUUGAUGAAAAGGGAGAGAAGGUGAGACCAAGUCAUAAGCGUUGUAUUGUAAUUCUCAGAGAAAUUCCUGAAACAACACCAGUAGAGGAAGUUAAAGCUUUGUUUAAAAAUGGAAAAUGCCCCAAAGUGAUAAGCUGUGAAUUCGCACAAAACAGCACCUGGUAUAUCACGUUCCAGUCAGACACAGAUGCACAACAGGCUUUUCAAUAUUUAAGGGAAGAAGUUAAAACGUUUCAGGGCAAGCCAAUCAUGGCAAGGAUAAAAGCCACUGCUAUAUUUUUGGCUAAGAAUGAUUAUCCAUUAAUGGAUUCUAGUAUGUAUACUCAACCCAUUCAGAUGCCAACUCAAUAUCCCUCACCAGUCUUUAUGCAGCCAUUUGACUUAGUAGCUACAAAUGUUCCUCCUUUUCCUGGAUGUUCAUCAAGAAGGCCAGAUGAACUUGUGUUGGAUAAUAGAAUGUCUGAUGUCCUUAAAGAUGUCAAGAAAGAAAAGGAUACUGAAGAAGUGAGUGUUAGUUUCCCAGUGCAUUCAGAGGAUGAACAGAAAGACUGUGCUUCUGCCCAGCAACUCAGCUUAAAUCCCAGUCCUUCAUGUAAAGCCGAGCUUCCUGCAGUAAGCACAACUCAGCAAGAGGAGAAUCAAAGGGAGCAUUCCUCACUUCGAAAGGAUGUUAUCAACCAGAUCACUGUACCAGUUUCUUCUGCAGCUACUUCAAAGCCAUCAAGGCCACACACUGCUUCACCUUGCAGUAGUAAGGUAAACACACACACAGCUGUGCUACAGGAACCUCGAAAGUUAACUUACACUGAAGUGUGUUGGAAGCCUCCUAAAGAACCAGCUUCAGUUCCUGUACAAACGCUAAGGGAAAUGCCUUCUAAUGUGGCAACACCCACCAGAAAGGAGAAUGGAGCGCCCAAGAAGCCUGUUGAAAAAACACAAGAGAAACCUGAAACAAGGGCUAGUAAGUAUCAUUCUGUCUUUCGAGGCAAUACCAUUCCCCGUGGAGCAGCUAGAAAAAUCAGGGAUCAGAGAUGCCAGUUUAGCCAUAGGGCUACACCUCAGGGAGUGACUCAAUGUUAAGGGAAAGAGCAGUUCGUGCCACCCAGAUCACCAAAACAAAAGCAAAACAUAACAAAAACUACUCAGAAACUUGUCUCUUCCCGCUAAACUUGAGCCUAUAUUGAACUGUUUUGAAGGGAGGAAGUAGCCAGGAAAGAUGGGAAGUAUGUCCUUAAAUAUGAUGGAUUUUGGAAU